Messenger RNA from Diaporthe citri, 951 nucleotides. RefSeq lists its product as uncharacterized. Lineage: Eukaryota; Fungi; Ascomycota; Sordariomycetes; Diaporthales; Diaporthaceae. The record is from RefSeq and is a predicted model, not a curated record. Gene Ontology annotation, molecular function: nucleotidase activity. The transcript is spliced from 2 exons. Bases 1 to 951 code for a protein of 316 amino acids.
AUGGGUGUCCGGUCAUUUGUCAAGCAGUCGGCGCUGCUCGCCCUUGCGGUUGGAGGCAGCCAUGGCAUCCGGAUUAUUCAGUCCAAUGACGACGGCUGGGCCGAACUGAAUAUUCGCCAGUUCCACGAUAUGCUCAUCAACGCUGGUCACGAAGCCGUUGUCUCGGCGCCGGCUGAGAACAUGUCCGGUAAAGGCUCCAGCGACGAAGACCCAAAGCCUCGCACCGACGCCUGCGAAUACGACAGCUGCGCAGCGGGGACCAACGCUACCUUCGCCAGCAACGCGACAGACCCGACGCUCAACUGGGUCAACUCGUUCCCGGCGACGUCGAUGCGCCUCGGCCUCAGCACCAUCGGCCCGGGCGUGUGGGGCGACGGCCAGGAGGCCGAGCUGGCCGUCACCGGACCCAACGUGGGCUCCAACCUGUGGGCGCAGGUGCCCUUCUCCGGCACCAUCGGCUCCGCCUGCUACGCGGCACACGAGGCGGGCGUCCCCGCCAUCGCCUUCAGCGGGCUGAGCAACUCGAGCCUGGGGCUCCUGGGCGGCAACGCGGCCUGGAACGCGGACCCGGCGCCCGAGAGCAGCGCCGUCUUCGCGGAGCUGGCGCUCAACCUGACCUCGCGCAUCGUCGAGUCGGGCGCGCCGUACCUGCCCAACGACACGUACCUCAACGUCAACAUGGCCGCGCCCGUCGGGGAGUGCGCCGACCCGGCCGCGUACCAGUGGGUGCUGACGCGCAUCAACCCCAGCACGCCGCUCAUCUCGUCCGACGACGUGCAGCUGUGCGGGCGGGACAAGCUCCCGCAGGAGACGGAGGUCGUGCACUCCUCGGGCGGGUGCUAUGUCAGCGUCAGCGUUGGGGACUGCAGCGACAAGACCACUGCGGCGGCGGAUGUGCAGCAGGCCAUUGUGGACAAGAUCGGGGACAUGUUGACGUGCUUUCCGGCUUAG